CGCAGGUGGACGCUCCGCAACUCCCGAGAUAAUGAAGGGAGAUUAGAAAGGACGUGUCCUUACUGCUUCCAGUUCCUGGUUCCUGAUAGCCACCGGGUGCGCCUCAAACCAAAGAUGAAAGUGACUCCACAGAUAGAGAAAGUUCUUAAACGAGAGGCAAAAAACCAUAAACUUAAUAUGAAACAGACAAAGCUUUUGAAAAGGUACAGGGAGUCAAGAAGCGUGCUGCUGGUUACUUGCAACUCGUGCAACAAAACAACAAGACAUUAUGGUAAAAGCAGAGAUUUUCUGGCUACCAAGACACACAAUUGUGGCACUCCAAGUAUUACAUCUAGCCUGAGGACACCAGAUGUAAAAAUUCUGUCUGCAACCAAAGUGACACCUGUAAGCUGCAGUAGGUUGGGAUCUAAAGGGAAGAGUCCCUCAUCGCUUCCCAGAACACGUCUGUCUGGACAAGGGACAACCAGCUCUGCUUCCAAGACUCCCCGAAACUCCAAAUUUCACUUUUCAAAGCUAAAACGGAUGCUCGACUUAGAAGAAAAAGAGAAAAGCCAGAAGGCAGAUUUGAAAAACUUCUUGACUUUACUUUAGUUUUUCCAUUACGUCAAAGUAAUAAAGAUUACAGUAAUAA
Molecule: messenger RNA, 631 nt
Organism: Mesitornis unicolor (brown roatelo)
Lineage: Eukaryota; Metazoa; Chordata; Aves; Mesitornithiformes; Mesitornithidae
Gene: RMP24
Product: chromosome unknown open reading frame, human C18orf21
Exons: 4
Coding region: 115-591 (158 amino acids)
Source: RefSeq, a predicted model, not a curated record